Cuscuta campestris is the source of this 1240-nucleotide messenger RNA. The record is from the annotation of a GenBank genome assembly. Lineage: Eukaryota; Viridiplantae; Streptophyta; Magnoliopsida; Solanales; Convolvulaceae.
UAACAGAGACAUUGCAGAGAACACAACAGAUACUGCAGCAACUAAGAUAUCAAAUUAGUAAGGGGUACCCUGUAAUUGGGGCUGGUGCUGGAACAGGCAUCUCAGCAAAAUUUGAGGAGGCUGGUGGUGUGGAUAUGAUUAUCGUGUACAACUCUGGCCGGUUUCGGAUGGCAGGAAGAGGAUCCUUGGCUGGUUUAUUGCCCUUUGCUGAUGCAAAUGCCAUUGUUCUUGAGAUGGCCAAUGAAGUGUUGCCUGUGGUAAAAAAGGUACCAGUUCUAGCUGGAGUUUGUGCCACUGAUCCAUUCCGUAGGAUGGACCACUUCCUGAAGCAGUUGGAAUCUGUCGGAUUCUUUGGGGUGCAGAACUUUCCAACGGUUGGACUAUUUGACGGCAAUUUUAGGCAAAAUCUAGAAGAGACUGGAAUGGGUUACAGUUUGGAAGUUGAGAUGAUUGAAAAAGCUCAUAGUAUGGGUCUUUUGACAACACCAUACGCUUUCAAUUCAAAUGAGGCCGUGCAAAUGACAAAAGCUGGGGCUGACAUUAUAGUUGCUCAUAUGGGGCUAACAACAUCGGGAUCCAUUGGAGCAAAAACAGCACUAUCGUUGGAGCAAAGCGUGUCUUCUGUACAAGCUAUUGCAGAUGCUGCUCAUGGGAUCAAUCCGAAUGCGAUCAUUCUUUGCCAUGGAGGCCCUAUAUCUGGCCCUGAGGAAGCCGAAUAUGUUCUGAAGAGAGCCAAGGGCGUUCACGGGUUUUACGGUGCUUCCAGUUUGGAGAGGCUACCCGUUGAGAAGGCGAUAACAGGAACUGUGCGACAGUAUAAGUCCAUUUCUCUGAUAUAGAACAUGAAAGUAUCAAUAAAUAAAUCAUACAUUCCCUUAAUACCCUUUGCUUCUAAUACUUGUAUCCCACUUGCAUGAAAUAUUUGUAGCUUAAUAAACCAAACCAAACCAAACCAAACACACCUUGUACUGUUCCACUUGCGAGUAGAGUCUGCAAUGAAUUAACUCAUGAAGCCCUUUGUCCUGUUGUGGAUUAUCAAAGGAUAGAGUCUUAUGAGAUGUAAGGAUUUGGCCACAUGGUUUCCCAAUUUCUAAAAAUUGUAUGGUUUCUUAUAAUCCAAAGGGAAAACAAGUGGAAGAGUCUUGGAAUGUACAACAUUUCCUUAACCUUUUACGGAGUAUUAAUGACUUGUUUGUUUACCACAAUUUUUUAGGACACGAAAUGAAAUCUACUAUAGUUG